Molecule: messenger RNA, 4138 nt
Organism: Phyllopteryx taeniolatus (common seadragon)
Lineage: Eukaryota; Metazoa; Chordata; Actinopteri; Syngnathiformes; Syngnathidae
Exons: 2
Coding region: 2311-3210 (299 amino acids)
Source: RefSeq, a predicted model, not a curated record
GCUUUUAUGUCAGAGUGCCAGAUUCUUCUUCCCCCUCUAAAAAUGCACUGUGAUGAGUAAAAGUGAUUGAAGACUGGUUUCUUUUAACUUUUUUUAAAUGGGUGGGUGGAUGUGAAAAGUAUAAAUGGGGAAUUUGUUGAAAAUGUAGCAAACCUGCCAACUUUGGGAAUCUGGCCCCCGGGCCUUGAGUUUGGCACCUGUGCUGAAAACGUUACCAUUAAAGGAUACUAUUACGUAUGUAGAAUGCUAACUUUUCUUUUUAACCGAUAAUUAACUCUUGAGAAUGAUAGCUGACAUUGUUAAAAUCUCAUCUCGGAUUGGGAAACCGAUCCUGUUCAUUUACUGUAUACCGUCAGUACUAGCAGUAGCUUGCUAGGCUACAUAACGUUUUUGUUGCCUGCUUGUGAGCCGUAUCGUAUUAAAAGUACGGGAACAUACCUAAAGCAAGUCUUAAACGAACGUCCUCUCUUGUCCUGAGCACCGGUGACCACCAACACACGUUUUUCCCCAUUUUGUUCUUAUAAUACAGUCGCCGCGAUCCACUCUUGUUGUCGUCGCCACGGUAACGUGUGUAUCCUGUCACAUUUGAGUUGACAAGAUAAAGCCCAAUGAUCGUAAAAGACGGGAUGAGGUGGUAUCGGAAUACAAGAUUUUAUUGCAGUAGUCUGAGAUAGAGCAAAUUUGUCUUGUAGUCUGAUCCGGGCAUUACGUGUUGUCUGUCUCAGACGUGUUGUCUAUCCCACACCGCCGACAUAUUAUUAUUAUUUUUUUAAAUAACUUGAUCGGCCGUCAGAUAUUUACAGUACUAUGUCAAAAGACACGCGACAAGGCUAAAAAUAAACUAGCUUUUGGAUUCAAAUAUACUGUGCAUGAUGGCGACGCGGAGUAAAUGUCUUGCGAGUCAUUGAUCGGAUCGGCAAAUUAUGACAUUAAAGCCGAUCAGCAUAACAUGCUAAUUAUCGGCCAAUACUGAUCAGGCCAAUAAAAUCGGUGUAAAGUCUACUUUAAAGUGCAAAUACCUGUACAUGUAAACAAAACUGGAGAUUCGUAGUUCAAAAGGUUGACCUGAUUGAGCAAAACCUAUUUGAUAUUUGGGUUCAGCACAUCAAAACUGUGCUAAAUCAGGUAAAAAAAUCUUAAGACGAAUUUGUUGUUGACCAUUGUUAUCAAUGUAGAAUCAAAGAUGCUGUUACAUCGCUGUGAUUUUGAAUUUUGAAAUGUUGGUACCUGAGACAGGCGGGUUAGAGCAUCUGCCUCACAGUUCUGAGGACCCGGGUUCAAUCCCCAGCCCCGCCUGUGUGGAGUUUGCAUGUUCUCCCCGUGCCUGCGUGGGUUUUCUCCGGACACUCCGGUUUCCUCCCACAUCCCAAAAAAAACAUGCAUUAAUUGGAGACCCUAAAUUGCCCGUAGGUGUGACUGUGAGUGCGAAUGGUUGUUUGUUUCUAUGUGCCCUGCGAUUGGCUGGCAAUCAGUUCAGGGUGUACCCCGCCUCUUGCCCGAUGAUAGCUGGGAUAGGCUCCAGCAUGCCCACGACCCUAGUGAGGAGAAGCGGCUCAGAAAAUGGAUGGAUGGAUGGUACCUGGGACACCUGUGGUAACUUUGGACACUAGUUUGUCUAAAAGAUUUACACGUAUGUCCCUAUGCAAUUUAAAUUACUAUACAGAGGCUGAAAUAAGUAUUUGACACGUCACCAUUUUUCUCACUAAAUAUAUUUAAAUAUAUGCAGUGUUUUGGUUUGGGUUGUGUUUAGUUUUGUUCCAUGUUUUCCUGUGUUCCAUGUUUGUCGUGUGCUCAUUAGGUUGUUGUGUCCACCUGUUCUCGUCUACUUUGUGUCGACCAAUCAGCUCUCUCCAGCCACUCGUGUCUUGUCCAGGUGUUCCUCGUUGUCUCAUCAAUUUGUUUGUAUUUAGUUCCCUGGUUUCUUUCAGUUCUUGUCGGUUCAUUGUCGUUGUCACAUAUCUUUGCCAUGUCAUAGUCGCCAGUUGUCUUUAUCAUUGUGGUAUGUCAUUGUCAGGUGUAAUUUUCCCUUUCUAUUCCACGUCUUACUCACAGGUCAUAGUUUGUUUCCAGUUUUAAAUAUUCGAGUGUUUCUUUGUUACUUUGAUUUGAUUGGUAUCUGUUGUGGGACUUCGUUCAGUUUUCCCUUUUUGAAGAUUAAAUAUUCUUAUUUUGAGACUCCCGCACUCCUGCCUUGCCUCCCUGCUUCCCUGCAAUUGGGUCCACCAUGUUCUUGCCUUGCGUUCCUCGCCUUCGCCCUAACCAUGUACCUGACAGAAUGAACCGACCAGAACAGGACCCAGCGGGAAGAACAUGGCGUCACCCUGGACACCACCAAAGUGCCUCCCACCGUCCUCAGCCUGCCAUCCAUACCUACCCUCCUCCAAUUCUGAUUUUUCUGAUUGUGAAGAUGGCCCCGAUUUAGUUAACCUCCUGUCUGAUUCUGAAUCUGACACAGAUUUAGAUUUUUCUGGUUCCUUCCCUAGUUUAUCCCGUCCUCGUCAGUUUUUGUCACGUCUCCCCGUUUCCAACCCCAGUGAGUCCAAAUCCUUUCCCUCAGACCUUUUCUUGGGCACCCGUUUGGCCAUCUACCUGGGACCGCCGCGUGGUGGCCAACGGAGGCGCCCAAGUAAAGGUCAAAUUUUGCCCCCUCGUUGUUUUUCCCCUGUUCACAAGUCUCUUAAUUUUUCACCUGUUCCCACACAUUGUUCCACGACUCCAAUUAAGUCACGUCUAGUCAAACCUGCCCCCAAGCCACCAUGUUCAGUACCAGCCAUUUUUCCUAGUUCACCUUCCCGAGACCUUGUGCACUCUUCCACUCCCGUACCCUCUACUCCCAAACCUCAAUGGCGGCAGGCUGAGGAAGCGACUGCAGGCCCCGUUCCUGCUCCUCGGCAGCUGCGCCAGGCUCCCGUUCCUGCUCCUCGGCAGCUGCGCCAGGCUCCCGUUCCGGCUCCUCGGCAGCUGCGCCAGGCUCCCGUUCCGGCUCCUCGGCAGCUGCGCCAGGCUCCCGCUCCGGCGGCGCUCGUCCAGCGGGCGCAACCCGUCCCUGCUCCGGCGGCGCUCGUCCAGCGGCCGCCACCCGUCCCUGCUCCGGCGGCGCUCGUCCAGCGGCCGCCACCCGUCCUUGCUCCGGCGGCGCUCGUCCAGCGGCCGCCACCCGUCCUUGCUCCGGCGGCGCUCGUCCAAGUGAUUGUAUUUCUCCAAAUUUGAAUGUCUGCUGGUUAAAUUUGUUUGCCAACCGAGUAGCUUGUGUUUAUCUCAAAACGAACACAGAAAUGUUAUACAAACAUUAAGUGUCAUUAGCUAGCUAUUAACUAGAUAAGGUUGAAACAUGACCCUGUCCCAGCUUGCAUGGAUUAAACAGGGUGUGCGUGACAUUGCUAGAUCCAAUCAUUAAUCUUUUAUCCCACUGGUUUUAAACCACAAAAUAAUCCUAGGAUGGAAAAGUAACAUUAAGAGGCGGUCUAUCUCCCUUUUGGUCACCGAGGGGGGGCACGCCCUCUUUCGCUCUAAUGCGUAAAAGGCCGAAGCUCCUUGGUGCUUGGUGUCGCUCGUUCGUUGAACCUUGCUGAAGAACUGCUGAGGAAGCACCCACCUCUCACCAUGAGGUGGCGAGGACGCGCCAGACCUUCCCCCGCUGCAGUGCACCCUGCCAGUGCCCCAAGCUACCCGUGGAGGUGCUUGGGCAGCUCAAGGACGAAGCUCCAUUGGGAUGGAAACGGGUGGCGCAUGUCCGCUCCCAGUGACCAGGCCACUCCCGGGCUUCGGCCGCUCUGCACUUCAAGAUUUUUGUUUUUUUUCUUCGUUCUUUUUCCAUCAAAGCCACCUGCCCUCGACCGGACUGGCCAAACAUCCUGGAGAUUGACCAGCCUGCCUAAAUUGUGUUCCACGCAAUGUAAAUCCAACGUGCGGUCUACUAAAGUAUAGAUUGGUGCAUAUUUGGGUUUAAAUUUACGGCAACCAGAAUCCCAGCUUUAUGCAUUGCUCACGGCACAUCCUCACCUCACACCUACGUCACGUUCGACCUGCUUUAUGAAUGCUUAUGUAUGUGUACCUUGUUUUCCUUUUCUCUGCAUUGUUUCCCUAUCGAUUCCCCUGUUAGAUUUCAUUACAUUUUAUAUAAAACCCAGAACCUGUA